AAUCUGUCUCGCUGAUAAGAGAAGUUAGGGCUCCUCCUUCCAACGUCGGUUAAGUAAUAAUUUUCCGAUCUGUACGUAUGGCGGCAGAGCAGAAGGCGACGACAGAAGAAGUAAAGAUGGAUCUGUUCGAGGACGAUGAUGAGUUCGAGGAGUUUGAAAUCAACCAAGAUUGGGUGGAGAACGAGGAGCAAGUGAAGGAAGUUGGUCUGCAAUGGGAAGAUGACUGGGACGAUGAUGAUGUCAGUGACGACUUCUCGCAUCAGCUAAGGAAGGAACUUGAGACCAUUUCUGCUGAUAAGAAAUGAGGUGUUCAUUUGAAUUGCUUCUUACCUCCUCAAGUUCUAUCUUUGAUGAUAAUAAAUCUCGACUUUUAUGAUUGCAUUUUCUCUGAAUGUGUUUGCCUGGUUAAGUAUGUUUUUAAUGUUAGAUAGCUCAACGUUAUUGA
Molecule: messenger RNA, 445 nt
Organism: Brassica oleracea var. oleracea
Lineage: Eukaryota; Viridiplantae; Streptophyta; Magnoliopsida; Brassicales; Brassicaceae
Product: probable 26S proteasome complex subunit sem1-2
Exons: 2
Coding region: 78-305 (75 amino acids)
Biological process (GO): proteasome assembly; double-strand break repair via homologous recombination; mRNA export from nucleus
Cellular component (GO): proteasome regulatory particle, lid subcomplex; proteasome complex
Source: RefSeq, a predicted model, not a curated record